Myxozyma melibiosi is the source of this 1134-nucleotide messenger RNA. Its product is annotated as mitochondrial carrier domain-containing protein. Gene Ontology annotation, cellular component: mitochondrion. The record is from RefSeq and is a predicted model, not a curated record. The transcript is spliced from 4 exons. The coding region runs from base 211 to 1134 and encodes 307 amino acids. Gene Ontology annotation, molecular function: L-ornithine transmembrane transporter activity. Gene Ontology annotation, biological process: mitochondrial L-ornithine transmembrane transport. NCBI's taxonomy places the organism in Eukaryota, Fungi, Ascomycota, Lipomycetes, Lipomycetales, Lipomycetaceae.
CUUCACAGCAGAGCACGUAGACGCACCGCACCGGCCAAAGCCAAGCGCAGAUUAAAAUAAAAAAAAAAUAAAAAAAGCGAGAAAAACCAAUUUAAUCCACCAAUUUCUCAGCUCGCAUCCAGAUUAUCUCCUAUUCCCUGCCAUGUCGACCUGAACCCCCUUCUUCUCUUCCACAUGUCUGAAUUCAACUAGAAAAAAGAGAAAAGAACAAUGUCGGAACAGCAACAAAUGCUCACCUCGGCGAAGGAAAUCGCAUUCGGCUCGAUCUCGGGAAUUGCGGGAAAAUUGUUUGAGUAUCCGUUCGAUACAGUCAAGGUGCGACUACAGUCCCAGCCCGAUGGCAAACCGCUUCAGUUCUCUGGUCCGGUCGAUUGUUUCCAGCAAACAUGGCGAAACGAGGGUAUCAAUGGAUUCUACCGAGGCAUCGCAUCUCCGUUGAUCGGGGCUGCUGCUGAGAACGCAUCUCUAUUUGUCAGCUACGAGGCCUCUAAAAGCGCACUCAGAUCUCUGUUCUACCCGACAUUAUCAAACUCGGACCGACUACCGAUGCAAGCUCUUCUUGUUUGCGGUGCCACAAGUGGUGCAUUCACUUCUUUUAUCCUUACCCCAAUAGAACUCAUCAAGUGCAAAAUGCAAGUUCAGAACCUCUCGCUAUACGACUCGCACACCAAACCACCAUCCUCUUCCUCUAAAGCUGCCUACCCCGCCCAACGAACGCAAUCAAACGGUAUCAGCGGUUUCUGGCGCGGCCAACUCGGCACUCUCUUUCGAGAAACCGGAGGCUCUGCUGCGUGGUUUGGUGCAUACGAGUUUAUGUCUUCACUUUUAAGAGCAAGCAGACCUGCAGACAGUCAAUCCAACUCGCAAUUCAUCGCCAUGGUCUCCGGCGCUUGCGCUGGAAUCGCAUACAACAUCUCGCUAUUCCCUGCCGACAGCGUCAAGAGCAGGAUGCAGACAGAUUCCGUACUCGGUACUGGAGACUCUCAACAAGGCUUCUGGACGGUGGCUAAAAAUAUGUACAAAAGUGGUGGCAUCAAGGUUCUCUACCGUGGUUGCGGUAUGACGGUUGCGCGGGCUGCUCCCAGCAGCGCAAUCAUAUUCUUGGUCUACGAGAAUUUAAAAGCAAAUUUCUAG